Messenger RNA from Daldinia loculata, 3912 nucleotides. RefSeq names its product phosphoribosyl transferase domain protein. Gene Ontology annotation, cellular component: cytoplasm. Bases 23 to 3406 code for a protein of 1127 amino acids. The transcript is spliced from 2 exons. Gene Ontology annotation, molecular function: phosphomevalonate kinase activity; FAD binding. Gene Ontology annotation, biological process: cholesterol biosynthetic process. The record is from RefSeq and is a predicted model, not a curated record. Lineage: Eukaryota; Fungi; Ascomycota; Sordariomycetes; Xylariales; Hypoxylaceae.
AGUACACUCAUGCUAAACCGAUAUGGCUACUAUCAGCGCCCUCAAGGGGGCCCUUAGACAGAGAGCGACGGAAAUGGCUUCAUAUCCGACGCAGCCGUUAUCUGACGCGCAGUACGGUACUGCCUUCGACAUUAUGAUGCAAGGCUUGGGGUGGACGACGUACGAAGACUUUAUUAUCCCCCGACUGUCUCGGCUACUAACUCCACUCUUCAACUCGCGUGCCCGUAUUUCAGUGUUAGAAAUCGGACCCGGGCCGAAGAGUAUACUUGGAUAUUUACCUGGCCCUAUGAGACGGAAAGUAAAAAAAUACGAUGCCUUUGAGCCUAACAGCUUGUUCGCGACCAGUUUAGAAGAAUGGUUUAAUUCUCCCGCGAAGACGGAGUCCCCAUUACCCUACCUUGAAAGUCUACCUAACAUCCAUAGAGUCCCAUUCGUUCUAGAUAAUUGCGCGGAUACGGAUGAUGAUAGCAAAUACGAUAUCGUCCUUUUUUGUCAUAGCAUGUACGGCAUGAAGCCUCAUCAUAAGUUCAUUGAAAAGGGGCUCAGAAUGUUGGAUAAGCAGCAAGAAGGAGCAAUGGUAGUAGUUUUCCACCACGACGAGACCCUCGACCUCGCCGGCUUGGUAUGCCAUCGGACGGCUUCUUACCCUGCUGGGGUCGUCAGUGUGCCCGACGAUGACGAAGCAGUGGACAUUUUCGCUGCUUUCAUCGCUGGGUUUGUUAUUCAAGAUGUGGAUAUGGCUGCCAGAGCCGAGUGGCGUAAGGUGUGUCGACAUCUCUUGUUCAGCUCUCCCGACGUCAUGGUGGCCUUUAACCAACAUGGGACCGCUUUAGCAGAAUUGACAGCGCAUGUGCCAUUAGUAAAGGGGGAUAAGAUAGUUAAGAACCGAGAGGCUAACUUCCAUCACCCCGCUUCGAUUAUCCGACCGACAGAGAUCCAACACGUUCAGCACUGCGUUCGAUGGGCGCUGAAGCAUGGAGUCGGUCUGACCGUUCUUGGCGGGGGUCAUAGUGGUCACUGUCUCCAGUUUAAUGUAGUCUCGGUAGACAUGGGCGCCUUUGACCAAGUUCACAUUCACGCGACUGGGGAGGAUAAAGGGGGCGAGGAUUCCGAUUCUGGUACCUUCGUUGUUGCCGAAGCGGGCUGCAAAACGGGGGAUAUUAUCACCAAAUCCAUGGAGGCGGGCCUAACAGUGCCCUUGGGAGCCCGCCCAAGCGUAGGCGCAGGGCUGUGGUUACAAGGUGGCAUCGGGCACCUAUCUAGGCUACAUGGGCUCGCGUGCGAUGCCAUUAUCGGUGCCGUAGUAGUCAGCGUCGAUUCUGGCCAAGUGCUCUACGUUGGCCAAGUGCCAAGCCAAUACCGGCCGGCUGAUGCAGUGCGCCCGGAGAACGAGGCCGACUUGCUAUGGGCGAUAAAAGGCGCCGGCACCAACUUCGGCAUCGUUAUCAGUGUGACUUUUAGGGCCCACGCAGCUCCAACCUACUUGACUAGAAACUGGGUUUUCCCGGUGAAAGAUAAUCUCGAGGCGCGACGAAAGCUUAGCGAUUUUGACAAGCUUGUCGCUAGAGAUCUUCCUCGGAACUUUUCGGCGGACGCGUAUCUGUACUGGGAUGCUAGCCAACUACAUCUUGGUGUAACUAUAUUCGAAUCUUCGAUGACUAUGGUCGGCUUAGAAAUACCUACGCCCACGCUCAAGUGCGUUAGGGAAAUAUUAGGGCCGGAGGAAAAUUCAAAGAUAGUGGACGGCGUUGGUCUGUUCGAGACGGAGAUGUACAUGUCCGGGAUGCACGGCGGGCACGGCGGUGGCAAGACCUCCUCGUUCAAGCGAUGCUUAUUCUUAAAUGAUAUCGGAGCAGUGGACGUCGCUGGUAUCUUAUUAAGGGCUAUUGAAACCCGUCCCUCCCCACUUUGCUAUCUCCAUCUACUACACGGCGGUGGAGCUGUUAGCGACAUUAGGAGCGAUGCCACCGCUUUCGGCUGUCGAGACUGGAGCUUCGCCUGUGUGGUAACUGGAGUCUGGCCCCGCGAUCAAGAUGGAACAGAAACAGCCCGAGCUGCCGUGCGGUGGGUUUACAGCGUCGCCGACAGCCUACUACCGUUGAGUAGUGGAGUCUACGGUGCUGACCUCGGACCGGACCCCCGGGACGCCGCCCUUGCUACCAAGGCAUUUGGGCCGAACCGGUCGCGCCUAGCCCACCUCAAGCGCAAAUUGGAUCCGCAUAAUGUGUUAGCUUAUGCCUGUCCGCUCCCGAAAGCACCGAGGGAACCCCGGCUUAUCAUCCUUGUGACAGGCGAAAGCUGUGCUGGCAAGGACUAUUGCGCCGACAUCUGGGUCUCGGAACUUAACAACAAAGGCUUAGCAGCGUGCGCAGUUAGCAUCAGCGAUGUGACCAAGCGAGAAUACGCCGCGGCGAGUGGCGCCAACCUAAACCGUCUACUUCUAGAUCGUGUUUACAAGGAGCAGCACCGGUCAGCAUUGACGGCGUUUUGGAAAGAUCAGGCACGGCAGCGGCCUCGGCUGCCAGAGGAACAUUUUUUAAACGUAGUACACGGCGCGGAAGAAAUUGAGGUACUACUAAUCACUGGGAUGAGGGAUGAGGCGCCUGUUGCAGCCUUUUCAUAUUUGGUGCCGCACAGCAGGUUACUCGAGGUUCGUGUCCAAGCCAGCGAAGAGAUGCGGAGGGCUCGCGGAGGGAGUCAAGGCGGUAGCAGCGACGAAAAGAACAGUAACUACCGUCCUAACUUCAUCUUCAACAAUAGCAAAACCGGAGAUGAGGCUAUAAAAGAAUUUGUAGAAUACUCCCUACUUCCGUUCUUUCACGAAGACCUACGGCGUCUAGCCGAUAUGGUGCGCCCGGUACCCGACUUUCCACGCCGAGAUAUCAAGUUCCGUCAUGUGCUAGACAUUUCCCAGCAGCCCGGUGGUCUGGCUCUAUGCAUAUCUCUGUUACAAACGCACUUCACUGGCGACUGGGCCAACGUUUCUGCGGUGGUGAGUUGCGAGGCUGGCGGCUUUAUCUUCGCGUCGGCGUUGGCUGCGCAGAUCAAUGUGCCCUUGGCGCUAAUCCGCGAAGCCGGGAAGCUUCCCCCGCCCACCAUCUCCAUCGUCAAGUCCUCAUCGCAUAUUUCGUCUUCAACGUCCAACAGUUCGGGCGAGAAAAGAAUCGAGAUGGAGCGGGAUGUGAUCCCCAGGGGCGUGUCAGUAGUGAUAGUAGAUGACGUGCUUGCCACGGGGGAAACGCUUUGCGCGAUGUUACAGCUGUUAGAUGAGGCCGGCAUUAGAGCUGAAGAUGUCAGCGUCAUGGUCGUGGCCGAGUUCCCCGUUCAUCGUGGCCGGGAAUUGUUACGCCGGCGUGGGUUUGGAACAGUCGAUGUUCAAAGCCUUCUAGUUUACGACGGUGCGUAAGGAAUUAACCCCGACUACGGAAGUGAUAAGUAGCACGUUGCUCCCUUGCCGAGGUCUCUCUGAGUCUUAAAAUAUGUAUGAAAAUCUCUUAGUAGGUACCUCUUCUGACAGACGUUAAGUUACCAUCGCAUCGAGCAGAAACUACCCCAAGACACGGGCCUCCGAUUUCCAGGGGAAGACGUUAGGGGUUAAAAUACCGCUACGGCUUGGCGGUCACCAUCUACAACCACUUCUUCAAAUACUAUGUUGAUUGGCAUAAGAACAAGCUACGACUCGUCACGCAUUCUUUGCCUAUCACAUUUAAAUAUGAUAGAGACUAGUUACACAUGCUGCCCAUUACGAGAGUAGUACCAAGCAGCUAGUCGUGGUUUAGGUAUUCAUCCGUUAUUGUACAACCAUACUUUCGUCGAUUAGUACAUGCGGUUUACUGUAGGCAUAAUCAACUCAGUGAGUUGAGAACUUAUCAGAUUUGGGCAGACUAUGAGACUCGUAAUAUUGAUAAGUGA